Molecule: messenger RNA, 1076 nt
Organism: Aedes albopictus (Asian tiger mosquito)
Lineage: Eukaryota; Metazoa; Arthropoda; Insecta; Diptera; Culicidae
Product: protein spaetzle
Exons: 1
Coding region: 233-982 (249 amino acids)
Biological process (GO): central nervous system formation; innate immune response
Cellular component (GO): extracellular region
Molecular function (GO): growth factor activity; Toll binding
Source: RefSeq, a predicted model, not a curated record
GCUGCCCUACGCGUGGGUACGAUUUUUUACCUAGGAUCUUUCGGUUGAAUUAAAACUCAGUGGUAUACGUAUGGCACUGUUUACUACCCGUCGUAGUUUUCAAAAUAAACUUCUCGCACUUUCGUAGCAAUAUCAUCACGCAGCAGAGAAACGUACAAGUAGUAUUAGUGAAGAGUUUUGACUUCACAGAGUCAUUGUCGUUUUGAACCCUGAUUAGGAGCGUUUAGUGACAAUGAUUGCAUUGGCAAUAUUUGUUAUUUUGGUGAGCACAUCGGAUGCAUUUCAAUUCUGGCCCAUGGUAAGGCAGCGAGAUCUGAAAAUGACCACACGGAUGGACAGUUCUAAGCAGCAACAGCUCGAGAAGACAUUGAGUGAGGGUUCCAAAUUGCUACAAACACUUGCUCCAUUGGAAAGUAGCAGCACCACUGAUACGCCUAGUAAAGUCAAUUUCGAUUUUAUGUUCGCAAGCGAUGUGGAGUCCAGGAUCGAUGCAUCGGAAGAUUGCAGUCCAGAUUAUCCAAUAUGUACCAACGUUGUAGACUACCCGCAGAAAUUGGUGAACGACAUAAUCGCCCGCCAGGAGUACCGAUUUGCGGAAGUUUUCGGUGACGAUGUGGUUGUGGAUAACAGUGAUACCUUGGAGAAGCGGUUCGACACUUCGGAUGAUGAGUUUCUUUGUCCCAGCGUGGAGAAGUUAGUACAUCCUCAGAGCGGAUAUACGGUGAACGAUAAGCUGGUGAUGAUAGUGAACACCCCGAACUACAUGCAAGGAGUGAGAAUUGAAACAUGUAGCAAUCCUGGAAAGGCUUGCCACAAGCUACAACACUUGAUAUCGUUGUACACGACGGAAUGCAAGCAGCUAUAUCACUAUCGAACACUAUUGGCAUUUGAUAAGAUAACAAAACAACCUUACAAAGAAUCGUUUCGAUUACCAUCGUGCUGCAAAUGUGUCAUUAAGCCAUUGCAAAGGUUGCAUUUAUGAAUGAUCGUACAAAAUAUCAGCUUUAAUGAAUAGCUUUAGUCAAACUUCAAACUUUGUAAAUAUUUAUGUUGACAUGUUUUAAUAAAGAGUAUAA